AGGAUGGACGCGCAUGCACCGAAGCAGGGAGGCAUGCACGCUUCGUCGCACAAGCCAGCGCCUCCCUCUCCGAGGAGAAUGACUCUGAUGGAGAGGAGGAAGCGAAAAAUCAUAUCACCCAUCAAGAUGGACUGCGUUCAGCCCUUCUGCCGAAGAAACAACGACCAAGCUUGCGUCCUGACGGCGCCGGCCACCCAUCUGAGGUUGAGCACCGUCAACGCAGGGGAGUUCUAUCAGCUGCACAAGUGUCUAGAUGCCAGGACGCAGGAAAUUUUCUUCUAUCCUACAUACGUGGGCCCAGAGGACGAGAAAGAGAGCCAUGUCGUGAAGUGGCCUGAGAUCGUACACCUUCCUCCGACGGCCCAGGCUGCUCCUGCAGCAUCUAGCGAGAACAACUCGUGCAAGACACCGGGGAGAUCGGCUUCCUCGGACCUCUCAGGAUUUUCAGAAGCCGAGACUUACCAGGCAGCCUGCGCCUCCUCGUCCGACUCGUGCGGGGCAGAUGCCAAGACUGACCCAUGCGACGGAACGCUCAUGUACCGUAGGAAGAGGAAAGCGAUCGCUCCUCUCGACAUGACCUGCGUCUCCGACUUCAAGAGGAGGAGCCGCAAGCACCUCUGCAUCCUCUCAGCUCCUGCCACUCACCUCAGGGUCGGCAAGUUCCAGGCUGGGAGCUUCCAUGUCAUGCACAGGUGCAUCGACCUCCAUACGAAAGAAUUUUUCCUGUCGCCCGAGUAUGUCGGCCCCCCCGGUAAAGAGCAGCUGCACAAGGUGAGCUGGCCGGAGGCCGUCGAAUGCAACGAGCAGGAGCAGGAGCAGGAGCAGGAGCAGGAGGGAGUGCAGCAGCCGGAAAGUGCCAGCGGCUUCAUCACUGGAAGCAGCUGUGACCCCCUUGAGCGCCUGGAGGUGAAGGAUGUGGACGAGCUCGAGUCAGAAGGGGGAAGCGGCAGCGCGGCGCUCUGUAUCCCCUCGCAUACUCCUCAGCGGAAGCAGGUAGCCUCUAGAACUUCUCCAGGAACUCCAUGCGAUGUUGCGACGGCAACAGCUUGCUUUGUGAGCCGAGCUGUUCCACCCGAGUGA
Messenger RNA from Guillardia theta CCMP2712, 1080 nucleotides. RefSeq lists its product as hypothetical. The transcript has a single exon. The record is from RefSeq and is a predicted model, not a curated record. Lineage: Eukaryota; Cryptophyceae; Pyrenomonadales; Geminigeraceae. Bases 4 to 1080 code for a protein of 358 amino acids.